Messenger RNA from Pteropus alecto (black flying fox), 1721 nucleotides. RefSeq names its product ERGIC and golgi 2 (gene ERGIC2). Gene Ontology annotation, cellular component: membrane; COPII-coated ER to Golgi transport vesicle; endoplasmic reticulum. The record is from RefSeq and is a predicted model, not a curated record. The transcript has 14 exons. Lineage: Eukaryota; Metazoa; Chordata; Mammalia; Chiroptera; Pteropodidae. Gene Ontology annotation, biological process: retrograde vesicle-mediated transport, Golgi to endoplasmic reticulum; endoplasmic reticulum to Golgi vesicle-mediated transport. The coding region runs from base 165 to 1298 and encodes 377 amino acids.
CUACGUUGUUUCCACUGACGUUUUCAGUAGUGGUAGUCACUUUUGUUCUCGCGAUAUUUCCAGGUAAACGGGAGCCCGGGCGGCCCGGGCUUCUGUGAAACAUGGCGGUCGACUGGGACCGAAACAGAAGUAUGACUAUAUAAAAGUAGAAGGUUUUCCUGAAGAUGAGGCGACUGAAUCGGAAGAAAACCUUAAGUUUGGUUAAAGAGUUGGAUGCCUUUCCAAAGGUUCCAGACAGCUAUGUAGAGACUUCAGCCAGUGGGGGUACAGUUUCUCUAAUAGCAUUCACCACUAUGGCUUUAUUAACCAUAAUGGAAUUUUCAGUAUAUCAAGAUACAUGGAUGAAGUAUGAAUAUGAAGUAGACAAGGAUUUUUCUAGCAAAUUGAGAAUCAAUAUAGAUAUUACUGUUGCCAUGAAGUGUCAGUAUGUUGGAGCAGAUGUAUUGGAUUUAGCAGAAACAAUGGUUGCAUCUGCAGAUGGUCUGGUUUAUGAACCAGUGAUAUUUGAUCUUUCACCACAGCAAAAAGAGUGGCAGAGGAUGCUGCAGCUGAUUCAGAGUAGACUGCAAGAAGAACAUUCACUUCAAGAUGUGAUAUUUAAAAGUGCUUUUAAAAGUUCAUCGACAGCACUUCCACCAAGGGAAGAGGAUUCAUCCCAGCCUCCAGAUGCUUGCAGAAUUCGUGGUCAUCUCUAUGUCAAUAAAGUAGCAGGAAAUUUUCACAUAACUGUGGGCAAGGCAAUUCCACAUCCCCGAGGUCAUGCACAUUUGGCAGCACUUGUCAACCAUGACUCAUACAACUUUUCUCACAGAAUAGAUCAUUUGUCUUUUGGAGAGCUCGUUCCAGGAAUUAUUAAUCCUUUAGAUGGAACUGAAAAAAUUGCUGAAGAUCACAACCAGAUGUUCCAAUAUUUUAUUACAGUUGUGCCAACAAAACUACAUACAUAUAAAAUUUCAGCAGACACCCAUCAAUUUUCUGUGACAGAAAGGGAACGUGUCAUUAACCAUGCUGCAGGCAGCCAUGGAGUCUCUGGGAUAUUUAUGAAAUAUGAUCUCAGUUCUCUUAUGGUGACAGUUACUGAGGAGCAUAUGCCAUUCUGGCAGUUUUUUGUAAGACUCUGUGGUAUUGUUGGAGGAAUCUUUUCAACAACAGGCAUGUUACAUGGAAUUGGAAAAUUUAUAGUUGAAAUAAUUUACUGUCGUUUCAGAAUUGGAUCCUACAAACCUGUCAAUUCUGUGCCCUUUGAGGAUGGCCACACAGACAACCACUUACCUCUUUUAGAAAAUAAUACACAUUAGCGCCUCCCAAGUGAAGGAGAAAAACUUUUUUGCCUGAGACUUAAAACCUUUUUUUAAUAGUAAAAUAUUGUGCAAUAUAUUCAAAGAAAAGAAAUAUGAAUAAGAAGCAGGAAUCAUACCUAGAAAAAAAAAAAGGAAAAAAAACCCAAACUGAAAUCCUGUAUAUGUUGUGUCUGUUACAAAUGUCCUAGAAGAAAUUAUGCAGCUAAUCAGUGAAUAAGCCCAGCUGGAGUAUUUCUUUGAAGAUGACCACUUAUGAUAUUUUCACAGCAAAUGGGCAGUAUCGAAAUCAGCCUUGAAGAGUCUGAAGGAAAGAAGUCAAACGACAGCUAAAGAAAAACGCAUUAAUAAGUGCGAAUGUUUGUGUCCUUUUGUUUUUAAAAUAUGUGAUGUCAGAAUAAAAUAUGUAAAACAUAUGGAAAA